This is a messenger RNA of Tigriopus californicus, 2882 nucleotides long. It is a transcript of the gene nompB, whose product is annotated as intraflagellar transport protein 88 homolog. The record is from RefSeq and is a predicted model, not a curated record. Gene Ontology annotation, molecular function: kinesin binding. Gene Ontology annotation, biological process: intraciliary transport; non-motile cilium assembly. Gene Ontology annotation, cellular component: centriole; non-motile cilium; ciliary basal body. NCBI's taxonomy places the organism in Eukaryota, Metazoa, Arthropoda, Copepoda, Harpacticoida, Harpacticidae. The transcript has 10 exons. The coding region runs from base 184 to 2772 and encodes 862 amino acids.
AACAUUCCCCAUAACCAAAGCUUGGGUCGUUAGGGACCGUUUCGAGAUCCAGCCAAUAACUCAGGGACCUUGAGUCGCACACAUUCCCCUAUUCAAUAAUAAACAUUGUUAGAGGAUCCACUUAUCUCGUGAAUUGCUCCAAGUUCGUCCUUCAAGCAUCUAAAUUCUCCUCAGGGACUCAUCAUGUUGAGCAAUGUUCAUCUGGCGCCCUCAGAUGACGAAGAUCUUUACUCUGGAUUUGGCCAUGAGGAAGUGGCCCCCGCUCUGCAAACCGAAGAUCUUGAGUUCGAUGCGGGAUUCCAAGCCGCACUCAAGACCAGUCAAGGUCGUCGACCACCGGGAACUUCAAGUGGACGCUCUGGUCAGGGUCGAGUAGGAACUGCCUCGGGAAACCGAAUGGGCUUGGGAACAGCCUCUGGCCUUCGUGGUGCAACCGGCCUCAUAUCCUCUUUGGGAGGCAGACCAACAACGGGGUUUGGGGAUGGCGUGAAUAGACCGAUGACGGGAAUCCGAGGGGCUGGUUACCCCGGGACAGCAGCUGCAGGUCAGAGAGGCCAGUUUGACCCCAUGAACCAGAACUCGGCAGGUUUGAGAAGCGUGUCUUCGCCUGGAAUUGACGCCAAAAGAGAGGAAACCCCAGAGGAAAAAAUCAAGGCCAUGGAAAAGAAGGUGAACAAAUUGAUCCAAGAGUCCUGCAUCAGCGCCGGAAAAGGCAAUACCAAAGUGGCCUUGGAUCGGGCAAAGGAGGCCUCCACCAAAGAGAGGAGUCUGAUCCGUUUAAGAGAACAAGCUGGAUUAGCCGAGGCCCAUAAUCUGGAUUUGACCUUCAGUGUCCUGUUCAAUUUGGCCAAUCAAUACGCGGUCAACGAAAUGUAUACCGAAGCCUUGAACACCUAUACGGUGAUCACGAAAAAUCGAAUGUUUAGUAAUGCCGGAAGACUGCGUGUCAACAUGGGCAAUAUCUAUUUCAAAAUUGGUCAGUACGCCAAGGCGAUCAAGUUCUAUCGCAUGGCUCUGGAUCAGGUGGCCAAUACUCACAAGAGCAUGCGAAUCAAAAUCAUGCACAACAUUGGUAUCCUCUUCGUUCGAAUGGGACAAUAUUCGGACGCAUGCACCAGCUUUGAAUGGAUCAUGUCGGAACAACCCGAGUUCAAAACUGGACUUCACCUGAUUCUCUGUUACUAUGCUCUAGCUGAUAAGGAUAGAACCAAAAAAGGAUUCCAACAGCUUUUGGAGGUUCCCAUGGAGGACGAGGAUGAGGACAAAUAUGCUGCGGUUUCUGACGAUACCCAUGCCAAUCUGAUUGUGGAGGCGAUCAAAAACGAUCAGCUACGAAAAUUGGAGCGAAGCCGAAAACACGACUCGGAGCACGCUAUUCUGAUUGCCGCCAAGCUGAUCGCCCCAAUGAUCGAGGACACAUUCUCUUCCGGUUACAAUUGGUGUGUGGACACGAUCAAGAUGUCUCAGCACUCGCAAUUGGCCAACGAUUUGGAGAUCAAUAAGGCGGUCAUGUAUUUGAGACAAAAGGAUUUCCAAAGUGCGGUCGACACCCUCAAAGCCUUCGAGAAGCAGGAGACGAAAGUGGCCAGCACAGCGGCUACCAAUCUCUCGUUUCUCUACUUUCUUCAGUCCGACUUGGAGUCGUCAGAGAAAUAUGCCACUUUGGCCAAAGAUGCCGACAGUUACAAUGCCGCUGCUUUCGUCAAUCUGGCCAAUUGUCUGUUUCAAAAGGGCGACAUCGAGAAGGCCAAAGAGAUCUACAACGUGGCCUUGGCGAACGAUGCCUCUUGCGUUGAAGCUCUUUACAACCUGGGACUGGCCCAAGUGGCUUUGGGCUUCUUGGACGAAGCUCUGGAUUGCUUCUUCAAGUUGCAAAGUAUCGUGCAAAAUCAUGCCCAGGUCAUGUAUCAAAUCGCUCGGAUCUACGAACUCAAGGGCGAUACGGGCCAGGCUGUGGAAUGGUACUUUCAAGUGAUCGGUCUGACACCCACUGAUCCGGUUGUCCUUCAGAAAAUGGCCAAUAUUUACGACAAUGAAGGCGACAAACAGCAAGCUUAUCAGUACAAUUUCGACUCUUACCGAUAUUUCCCAUCCAACUUGGAAACCAUCGAUUGGCUAGGGUCUUACUUCAUAGAGAUGCAGGUGAGUGAAAAGGCCAUUGGAUACUUCGAGAAGGCCGCCCUGAUGCAACCGGAUGAUGUCCGUUGGCAGUUGAUGAUCGCCAGUUGCUUCCGUCGAUCUGGGAAUUACCAUCGAGCCUUGGAUACUUACAAAUCCGUCCACCGCCGAUUCCCCGACAACAUCGAUUGUCUGAAGUUCCUCGUCAAGCUGUCGAACGACAUGGGCCUAAAAGAGGCUCAGGAAUACGCUUUGGAAUUAAAAAAGGCCGAACGAGCCAAGGAUAUGAAAGAGCAGCGCAUUCAAAGCAGUCGCCCAGGAUCACGACGGAGCUCCAGUAGGACCUCGAUGAACUCGACUCGGACAGGAUCUGCGGUCAGCGCUGAUAUCAUGACAAGCUCUCCCACGGGAUCCCGACAAGUGUCCUCACGUGGAAGAAGCGUGCCAGGAUCCGCCGCUCAAGGCCGGUUUGGUGUCUUUGAAGAGGAUGCCGAUGAACCGUACCGUCCCAAUUCCAAGGAGAUCGUUUCAGGCUACAGUGAUCCCUUGGGACCCAUGCCGGAGAGGCCCAAAACUGCGGCUGGAAACAAGGGCGGGAUCAACGAAAACGAGUUUGCUGACGAAGAGAUAGGCGACGAUUUGCUGCCUGAGUAGAAAUUCAGAUCUGUUGUAUGUUUGUUGUAAUCAAUUAGACGACAGUCAAGUAAUAACACGAUGCUUGAAAAAAAAAUUCUCAAAAGCCUCGCUCUAUUUUGAAUGAACCG